This is a messenger RNA of Durio zibethinus, 1494 nucleotides long. NCBI's taxonomy places the organism in Eukaryota, Viridiplantae, Streptophyta, Magnoliopsida, Malvales, Malvaceae. The record is from RefSeq and is a predicted model, not a curated record.
AUGAUGAUGAAAGGAGAAAUGUGGUCUAAUCUAGGCUCAACCAUGGCAACCAUUAUGUUCAUGUAUGCCAUGUUCCGACAGUACUUCCCUCCUCAACUUCAGGACUAUAUCGAAAAGUUGUCGAAUUUUAUGUAUCCUUACAUUCAUGUAACGUUUGAUGAAUUCAGUGGCGAAAGGAUGAAGAGAAGUGAAGCCUUUUCAGCAAUUCAGAACUAUCUCAGUGGCAGGUCCUCUGCCUAUGCUAAGCGACUCAAGGCUGAUGUUGUUGAAGAUAGUCAGUCUUUAGUCCUUAGCAUGGAUUAUGAUGAGGAAAUCACUGAUGAGUUUAAUGGCGUCAAGGUUUGGUGGGCUGCAAGUAGAAGUACUUCAAAAACACAACAGUUUUCAUUUUAUCCGGCUUCGGAUGAUAAGAGGUUUUACAUUCUGAAGUGCCAUAAACGCGACCGGGAAUUCAUCACCGGGACUUAUCUCAUUCAUGUGUUGAAACAAGGGAAAGCUAUUGCAGCAGAUAACAGGCAGCGGAAGCUCUACUCCAAUAGUGCAGGUCAGAGUUGGCAUGGUUACAGAAGUACUAGAUGGACACAUGUAGUUUUUGAGCAUCCUGCAACAUUUGAUACUUUAGCAAUGGAUGAAAAAAAGAAACAGGAAAUCAAGAAGGAUCUUAUCAAGUUUAGUAAGGGGAAAGAGUACUAUGCAAAGAUCGGAAAAGCUUGGAAGCGUGGUUAUCUACUUUAUGGUCCUCCAGGAACUGGAAAAUCUACCAUGAUUGCUGCCAUGGCUAAUUUCUUGAAGUAUGAUGUUUAUGAUCUUGAGCUUACUACAGUUAAGAAUAAUGUAGAGCUCAGAAGGCUUUUGAUUGAGACAUCAAACAAGUCUAUCAUAGUAAUAGAGGAUAUUGAUUGUUCUCUUGAUCUUACAGGCCAAAGAGAAAGAAUGAAGAAAAAAGAUGAGAAUGAAGAAGCGAUGGAUCCAAUUAGUAAUAAGGCGAAAGAAGAGGGGAAAAAGGAGAGCGAGGUAACUUUAUCAGGGCUUUUGAAUUUUAUUGAUGGUCUUUGGUCUGCUUGUGGGGGUGAAAGAAUCAUUGUUUUCACUACCAACCAUGUUGAGAAGCUUGAUCCAGCUUUAAUAAGGAGAGGAAGAAUGGACAAGCACAUUGAAAUGUCCUACUGUCGCUUUGAAGCAUUCAAGGUGCUAGCAAAGAAUUGUUUGGACAUUGAUUCUCAUCCACUUUUCCGAGAAAUUAGCAGACUGUUGGAGGAAACAGAUAUGACUCCUGCUGAUGUUGCUGAGAAUUUGAUGCUGAAGUCAGAUUAUGAUGACGAGAAAGAGACUUGUUUGAAGAGUUUGAUUGAAGCCCUUAAAGCUGCAAAGGAGGAAGCAAGAGAGAAAGCUGAGGAGAAAGAAGAGAAAGAAAAGGAACAAUCUGUUAAAGGGGAUCUCAAGCAAGAUACAAUAUCAGCAAAAGAUGUGAAGGAGAAUGGAGCCAUCCAUUAA